This is a messenger RNA of Cotesia congregata, 3228 nucleotides long. The record is from the annotation of a GenBank genome assembly. NCBI's taxonomy places the organism in Eukaryota, Metazoa, Arthropoda, Insecta, Hymenoptera, Braconidae.
AUGGACUUCGAGAAACCGAGAAACGGCACCGGCGAUACCGAUGACGAGUAUAUUAAUAUUUAUUUCAUUGUGGGCGAUCGUCGAGAAAUCGCCAGUUUUCGACCCGAUCAAGUUGGCAACUCGGAACUUAAAGAAUUAUUUAGAAGCGCAGCAGAGGCGGGUCCUUUGGACAUCUUGAAACUGCGAAAGGGAGACAAACUCCUAAACAUUUCAACCCAACUGGCAGCCAACACCCCAGACACGCCGUACGUGCUCCAGGUUGUUGGAGCGCACCCAACAUCUUUUGGGAUGAUCGAGGCUGACCUGUUGCAAGCUCUGGAGAGGCGUGUUGCUGCACUGGAACAAGAACUAGGAACACAGCAAGCAAUCGCGUCUUCUGAGCCAGCUCAGGUUCUUCAGGAGCUUAAACUUGAAAUGGAUGCUUUUAAAACAAAACUUGAAACUACUGAGUACCUCAGUUGGCUUGGCUUCAAUAAGCUAAUUCCAGAGCCAGCUUCCUCGGAAGCCUGCAAAAGAUUGCAGUACCGACGCAAGAGUGACAGUGUGAAACGUCAAGUUCGCGAAAAGUUUUUCUUCGUAAGUGAUUCAUCAGUACCAUCAAUCGCCCGGGAAAUGCUCCGCUCUCCAAAAUAUGACACUCAACAAUGGGAAGACGAUGAGCUUUUGCUAAUGUUACAAACGAUGUUCGUGGAGCUGGAGUUACCGCAGAAAUUCAACAUUCCCCUUUCGACGUUGAAGAAUUUUCUGUACGAGGUUUACAAUAAUUACAAUGAGGUGCCGUUUCACAACUUCAGACACUGCUUUUGUGUCGCGCAAAUGAUGUACACGAUAGCGUGGGCAGUGGACCUGCCCUCUAAAAUCGGGCACCUGGAGGUCCUGAUCCUGAUCGUCUCCUGCAUUUGCCACGACCUCGACCAUCCAGGGUACAAUAACAUCUACCAGAUAAACGCGCGGACGGAGCUGGCGUUGAGGUACAACGAUAUCUCGCCGCUGGAGAAUCACCACUGCUCAGUGGCGUUUCGUAUCCUCGAGGCGCCAGAGUGCAAUAUACUCGCGUCCCUCGACGCCACGACGUUUCGCGCAGUACGCGAGGGUAUCAUAAGGUGCAUCCUCGCGACAGAUAUGGCCAGACACAACGAGAUACUCGGGCAAUUCACGGACGUUGUUCAGGAAUUUGAUUAUCAAAACAGGGCGCACAUUAACUUGCUAUCAAUGAUAUUAAUAAAAGUCGCAGACAUUAGCAACGAAGCAAGGCCGAUGAAGGUCGCGGAGCCCUGGCUCGAUCGAUUACUCCAAGAGUUCUUCAAACAAUCAGACGCCGAGAAACUCGAGGGACUUCCAGUAACACCAUUUAUGGAUCGCGAAAAAGUCACUAAACCAUCAUCACAAUGCAGCUUUAUUGGACUUGUUCUCCUUCCACUAUUUGAAGAACUAAUCGUCUCUCCAGUAAAAUACGCACUGGACUAUUACCGACGUCUAAACGAAGCCGCGAAAGACGAGCGACACCACCGAAAAAGUAUCGUCGACCUCGGGGAGUCAAACAUGUCUUCAUCAAACACCGGGUCUUCCAGCGUGAUAAAAUCAACUUCUUCCCACAGUAUGCGCUCGAAGCGUUCAGCAAGCACGAUAAGAUCGCGCUCAAGGUCCAUAGAGGACGACGCGGACAACCUGAUGCUCGAGGAGCUGGAUAACAUCGAGAGCUCCGACCCGGAGACUGCCACCGAGGUCGAGAUCAGCGAAAAGACCCUCAAGUUCAAGAUUUCCACAGAGGGCAACGUCGCGCCCUCCUCCACCGGCCGCAAGAGCUACCCCGGCAGCAGAAAAGGCAGCCGCGAAAAAUCCUCUCUAGACUAUCACAACCAUGAUCUCGCCAAAGCCGUCAGAGAUCACGAGCGCGAGCGCAGGAAAAGCCGCGGGGAGAAUCUCAGCAGCGACAUAAGCUCUCCGGUCAGCGCGAGGUCCGGAGAAGACACCAGAAUUCUGGAAGAGUUCGAGAGAGACGAAAUUUUGUACGUAGACGCCAGGAUGAGCAAAGAAGACAGCAAACUUUCCGAAGAAAACGGAAUAAUUGAGAAGAACAAAUCAAACAAGCGGAUAAGCGUUGAAAUGGCUGCUAGCAAUAUUGGGUCCAGUAGUUCCAGUAGAAUUAAUCGUAAAGACUUAGUAGUUAUGACUGACGCGAAUUUAAGGUGCUGCUGCGACGACAAAUCGGCUUCUAAUAACCACCACAAGUCGCUUUUGUCGCGGCUGAGGAAUUUAACUGACCGUUUAAGUAUCAGCUUUGAUUCAAAGGACCCUCCGAUGACUAAAUCAAAGCAUCACCAUCAUAUCGUCACUAAAACUCUCACUAAAAGUAAUUCUGUAGUGAGCAGUACUGGGACUAGUUCUAAUAGCUCGGUGUUAAUUUGUAAGCGGUGUAAUUUAAUAAAAAGCACUAAAGAGUCAACCAGCAGCAGCUCUGGAGGAAACAGCACAGUCGUUGCGCUAACGAGCAUGGACAAACGGGCAAUGACCCUCCCCAAGACCCGGAAAUCCCACGACGGAAGAACCAAGAGCUGGAGAAUGGUAUUUACUAAGGAAAAAAGACCGUCAGCUUCUCUGGAAGCGCUCCCAGCGCAUGACAGCUGCGAAAGCUCGAUUGUUAAGCACAAAAGAAAUCUUUCUAAUCCGGAGGGGAAGCUUUCGGUCACUAAAAGUAGUAAGGAGGAAAAAAAAUUAAAUUUCAGCGAGAUUAACGUCAGGACUGGAGCUGUCUCCAAUAAGCCGGACAUUGUUGUCCAUCCGGGAAGCUCUUCUAUUGUUGAUGAGGAUAUUGAUAAAGUUGAGAUACGCAGAAGCUCGGCUAGCAUGGAGGAUAUCUCGAAAAUCACCAAGCAGGAACCGACGCUCUUAGGGUCUUUGGAGGACAAAAAUUUGGAGGAGAUGCAGCAUACGGGAAGUCUUGAUUCCAUGCUGUAUAAGGAGUCUACCAAGACUACUAAGAAAGAUUUUGUAUUCGCAAGUCCGUCUACUACUAAGAAAUCUUCGCCGAGCUUGUUUUCAAGGUUCAAGUCCGGGAUGAGCAUUGAUGGGAGAAGCAACAGUGGGUCGCUUAAUGAACAGUCGAACCAACAGUCGCCCAGCUGGAUUUCUUCGUUGACUGCGAGCUUUCGUCCUAAACGACAUGGUGAUAUUGCUGGUCCAACGUCACAUCAGAUGCACUCGCCGACUCAUGAAGAAGUUAAGUGA